AUGUCCGUCUCAAUUUUCCUCCUCGUUCUCAACAACUUUCUUAACAACCCGAUCACUCGACUUCUUCGAUUCAUCGAACCUGAUCACUGGAUCUCCUUGAAGCCGGAAGAUAAAGUAUACGUCCUCAAUGGAGAUUUAUACCAGCUUCAACUGCCAGCAGAGACAUCGGGGGUCCCUCCAGUGGCAGUUGGGACUUCUUCGGCAGCAACGAGGGGUGAAAGUCCACAACAACAACAAAACUCUAGCUCUGAGGACGAAUCAUCCACAAUUGGACCUCGCAAGCGCAGAAGAAAUGAUUCAGACCACAACGAUGACUACCACGGCCCAUCUUCCAUAAAUAAGUCUGGAGGCCCAUGCGAGGUUCCAGUUGGUUCUAGUUCCACGCUGGGAAGUCUCCAGAGACACCCAGGCGAUACGCGUGGUGGAGAUGAAGAGGAAUCUGAUGAGCAGGAAGGAGAAGGUCAGGAUGAGGAUGGCCAGGAUGAGGAUGGCCAGGAUGAGGAUGGCCAGGAUGAGGAUGGCCAGGAUGAGGAUUGGCAGGAAUGA
Penicillium soppii is the source of this 546-nucleotide messenger RNA. RefSeq lists its product as uncharacterized. Lineage: Eukaryota; Fungi; Ascomycota; Eurotiomycetes; Eurotiales; Aspergillaceae. The coding region runs from base 1 to 546 and encodes 181 amino acids. The record is from RefSeq and is a predicted model, not a curated record. The transcript is spliced from 2 exons.